Messenger RNA from Cylas formicarius (sweet potato weevil), 1422 nucleotides. RefSeq lists its product as uncharacterized. The record is from RefSeq and is a predicted model, not a curated record. NCBI's taxonomy places the organism in Eukaryota, Metazoa, Arthropoda, Insecta, Coleoptera, Brentidae. The transcript is spliced from 2 exons. Bases 21 to 416 code for a protein of 131 amino acids.
UCAAAUCAGAACGAAAUACCAUGAAUUGUAUUAAAAUAUGGACAAUUUUGUGCGUAGCUGUUUUCGUCGAAACGGCACCUGUCAUUAUCGAUUCAACCGUCCAAUCGGUCGCAUUUCAAAAUUCCUCUUUGCACAGCACCUGGACGGGUAGCAGUGGACAGUGUAUAAAUGUUCGCAACCUCGAUUUAGUUUACUAUACUCACGCACACCUACAACCUGUUUCUUCAAGUAGUUCAGUUACCAGCAACUACUCAUGGUCUGGAUCGAAGACAAUCUAUUGCAUGGAAAUAGUCACAAAUUUCGGAACGACUGGUCGAAUAACAGUGGGUGGUGUUGGUUACAAAACAACUUCGCUUGAGGCAAAAUCGCUGACAGGAAAUGAUUUGGAAAUUAUGAUUUAUAUAUAUGCGGAUUAAAGUAAUAUUUCUUACUUAUAACUGGUUUAGACAGUACCUAGUUAAGUCAUACGUGGGGGUCAAGUGGGGGUGAGUUUUUCUCAAGGUACAGGCCAAAUAUUAUAAAUAAAUUCUUGGUAAAAAAUGUUGAGGGUGGGAAUUUUUGUAUUAGUGAAAAUCUGCUGUAAUGUGUUUGAUGUUUUUGUUGUCGAUUCAAAAAUAUUUAAAUGUUUUUUACUCUUUAAAAUGUCAGUUUUGGUUAACUAAUAGAAAAAGUUUAAUGCUGCUACUUAGAUAAUGUCGAGCUUACUGUAAUUUAGCCAUACGUUUUUUGAAACAUAAGUAAGUAUAUUAAUGAUAAAAUAUAGGAGGCGACAAGCCCUUUUCACAUAAAAUAUAAUUUUUAAUAUCUUAAACAUUUGCUGGUCUAUUUUCUCUUUAUUAAUUGCAAGUAUUUUAUGGCUAUUCAUUCUAUCGCGACUUAAAAUAGAUGUGUUAAUUACUGCUGUUGUCUCAACAAAUAAGACAUCAAAAAGGCAAUAGUUAAAAUCAGUUCAAUUUAUAAUAUUAAUAAAAAUAAAUUCUAGCAUAAAAGAAAAACGGAGUGAUCUUUAUCUAUAUAACUAAAAGCAACAAAAAGGCAAUACUGUUUGAAUAUUGUGAUAUCAAUAUUUUAGAAAAUGUUACACAUCGUUUUAAUUUCUACUUCUGGAAACUUUUGGAAUAAAUAAAACUAAUAUUACUCUCACUUCAUUAUGUUGCAAACGCAGAAAAACAGGAGGGAUUAUGGCCUGGAUUUAGUUGUGAGAAUGCACUUGUUGAUAUAACGGAUAACGGACUUGUGCUACUAGACUUUAAUAGAGAGUCUGCUAAAGUCUUUGUUAGUAAUGAAACGCGUUCGGAGACCGCUGACCUAUUUGUAUUUGCGAAUGUCAUCUGUCACUUAAACAUCAUAAGUAUCACCGUAAUAAAUGUAUUAUAUGCCACUAUUACUAAUUUAUAUGACUGUGCUAAUGAAUAUUUACUU